AUGGCGAAUUCAUCCGGCUCGGUCUCGCUAGACCUAGAUCACCGCCAUGCACCCCCGGUCCCUGCUGGAGCCGAGGCUACGGACUUGCCAUACCGUGAGCUACAAGAGACGGCCAAUUUCGAGGAAUUCACUGCAGAGACCGCCAAUGGACAAAUACUGAAAUCCGUGAAGUCAAAUGUGACUGGAAAAACUGAAAAUUAUAAGCUUGUUACUUUCACGGUUGGAGAUCCAGAAAACCCAAAGAACUGGAGCAAAGCGUACAAAUGGUACUGUACCAUGGUGGUGGCUUUGACCUGCUUCGUGGUCGCCUUUUGCAGCAGUGUAAUCACGGCCGACUUUAAGGACCUUAUGGAGGAAUUCCACAUAUCCCAGGAGGUCGCUCUGCUGACAAUAACUGUCUUUGUCAUCGGCUUUGGUGUGGGACCAAUGGCUUUUUCGCCUGCAUCAGAACUAGUUGGUCGGAAACCUGUCUACGUUUCAACCGUGUUCCUUGCCGUUGUAUUCAUAAUACCCUGUGCUGUUUCGAAAAACAUAGGGACGCUCCUCGUAUGCCGCUUGAUCGACGGAAUUGCAUUUUCUGCUCCCAUGACAUUGGUUGGCGGUACUCUGGCCGAUCUAUGGCGCACAGAGGAACGAGGAGUCCCCAUGGCUGCAUUCAGCGCUGCCCCUUUUAUUGGGCCAGCAAUCGGACCGCUUGUCGGAGGUUUCUUAAGCGACGCUGCAGGAUGGAGAUGGCUUUACUGGAUCCAACUUAUCCUUGCCGGUGUCGUAUUCCUUCUCAUCACCUUCACCCUUCCCGAGACAUACACGCCCACCAUUCUCGCAAAGCGAGCUACAAAACUCCAGAUAGAGAAAAACGACACUUCUUACGUUACAGAGGCUGAUUUGGAUUCCCGACCAAUGGGAGAGAAACUGCGCAUUUUCAUGAUCAGACCUUUUCAACUUCUGUUCCUGGAACCGAUCGUCUUCUUUCUUUCUCUCUACAUGGCUAUGCUCUAUGGCCUCUUGUACAUGUUUUUUGUUGCAUAUCCAAUUGUUUAUGAGGAAGGGAAAGGCUACUCAGCGAGCACCACGGGCCUCAUGUUCAUUCCUCUGGCUAUAGGGGUAGUUAGCAGCGCUUUUUUUGCUCCCCUUAUCAACAAACAUUAUUUGACCCUUGUUACAAAACACAAGGGCAAGCCUCCAGCCGAAACCCGCCUGAUUCCUAUGAUGCUCUCCUGCUGGUUUAUCCCGGUAGGAAUAUUCAUAUUUGCCUGGACAUCAUAUCCCCAUCUCCACUGGAUUGGGCCUGCUAUUGGUGGCUUUCCAGUAGGAUUUGGCUUCAUUUUCCUUUAUAACUCGUGCAAUAAUUAUUUAGUGGACACAUACCAACACCAAGCAGCUUCUGCUCUCGCUGCAAAAACGUUCCUACGCUCGAUAUGGGGUGCAUGCUGCGUUCUCUUCACCACCCAGAUGUAUGACAGGCUGGGAGACCAGUGGGCUAGCUCGCUUAUUGCAUUCCUUGCUCUGGCUUGUUGCGCCAUUCCCUUUGUAUUCUAUUACAAAGGCGAUUCUAUUCGCCGACAUUCGAAAUAUGCAUAUGUCGAAGACGAGGAAAACUCUGAAAAGAAAUAG
Molecule: messenger RNA, 1614 nt
Organism: Trichophyton rubrum CBS 118892
Lineage: Eukaryota; Fungi; Ascomycota; Eurotiomycetes; Onygenales; Arthrodermataceae
Exons: 4
Coding region: 1-1614 (537 amino acids)
Biological process (GO): transmembrane transport
Molecular function (GO): transmembrane transporter activity
Source: RefSeq, a predicted model, not a curated record